This is a messenger RNA of Trichobilharzia szidati, 1970 nucleotides long. The record is from the annotation of a GenBank genome assembly. NCBI's taxonomy places the organism in Eukaryota, Metazoa, Platyhelminthes, Trematoda, Strigeidida, Schistosomatidae.
GGUGCUUUAACUCAGACUUAGCCGGCAUUCUUUCACUUUGCUCACAAGGCUCGUAUAAGCCGUUAAAUAAUUUUAUGGAUAUUAAUUACGGGACUAAAACAAAAGCGGCAUUUUCAGUUUCGGUUGCUCAACACAUCAAGAUGUCGCGUGCAGAUGUUGGUGAGUGGUUAGCUCUGCACGAAAGUGUUGUGAAAAUCAAAAGUGGGUUAGAUCCAAAAUCUGAAUUGGAGGAAUCUGAUGAAAAGCCCUUCACCAGGGCAGAGAUAUCGUACAUCAAUAAGCUUCUGAACUCUAACUUAUUUGAGACACGUGAAGCAGAUUUUGAACUGCUACGAUCUGAUCCAAAUCAUCCCUUACACUCAGCUCGCACAUUCCAAGAGUUGAACUUGAAAGAUCCACUCCUCAAGGGUAUCUCACAACUGGGCUUUUACAGGCCAUCCACUAUCCAAGAAAGAGCUCUGGGUAGUUUAAUAUCUGACAACCCACAGAAUAUGAUAGCUCAAUCUCAAUCUGGAACCGGGAAAACAGCAACAUUUCUGCUUGCAAUGCUAUCACGCGUCAACGCAGAUGUUCCUUACUGCCAGUGUCUCUGUAUGGCUCCUACACGUGAACUUGCCCUACAGAUAGAUUCAGUUGGGCAAAAGAUGGCACAAUUUAUGUCUGGAGUAUCAUUUGCUACAGCUGUUCGUUCUCCACGAGCCAAUAUUAAUUCUGAUGGAUUUGUCAGGGAUCAAAUUGUUAUUGGUACACCGGGUACAAUUGCAAAUUGGUUUCGUGGUACAGGACAAUAUCGUAUUGAUCCUACUAAAAUAGUCAUGUUUGUAUUAGACGAAGCUGAUAUUAUGAUUGAAGAAGAAGGCUUCCUGAAUAUUUGUAUGCGAGUUAAAACAAAAUUGCCCAAAAAUUGUCAAAUCUUGUUAUUCUCAGCCACUUAUGAAGAUUCUGUCAUUGAAUUCGCGCAUGACUUUGUCCCGAAUCCAAUAGAAUUUCGUAUAAAGCGUAGUCAACUCCCGUUGAAGAAUAUUAAACAAUUCUAUAUGUGUUUUAAUGAUUGGAUUGAAAAGUAUCAGGCAUUGAAAGAUAUUUAUGGUGGAUUUGCAGUUGGUCAAGCUAUUAUAUUUUGUGCUACACGUAAAGAGGCGUAUUGGUUAGAUGGCAAAAUGAAUUUAGAUGGGCAUAAGGUGUUCAUCCUUUCUGGUGAUUUGGAUGUUUCAGAUCGUGAAAAAGUGAUCGAAGAUUUUCGUUCAUCACGUUUUAGAGUUUUAAUUACUACUAAUAUCUGUUCAAGAGGUUUGGAUAUUCCACAGGUGAAUUUGAUUAUUAACUGGAAUAUGCCGACAACAAGGAGUGGUAAUGCUGACUGGGAGACGUAUUUACACCGUAUCGGUAGAUCAGGUCGAUUUGGCAAAGAAGGUGUAGCAGUCAAUUUUAUAACAAGUGAUGAAAUGUAUCUGAUAAAAGAAUUAGAAUCACAAUUUGAAAUAGAAAUUCCAGCUUUGACAUCUGAAGAUUUAAACAAAUUUUGAAAAUACUCAUAUCGACAGUUACCUGGUUAAAACCUUUGCCUUAUUUCGAUUUCUUGAUUCGUCAACAGUGUUUUUUUGUUUUUGGUCUUUUUUUCACGUUGUAUAUACAGUUAGAUAAAUUCCUUAGGUCUCUGCUAUAAUAUACUAUACUGUACUUUAUGCUUUUCUUCACACGAAUCUUUUCUCCUUUUUUUUCUACUUUUGAUACUGAGAGUAACUAUCAUUACUAUUACCUUUUUAUUUUUAUUUUGUCUUUUUUUUGCCUUUCUCUUAUAUUUAUUUCCUUCGUAAUCUAUAGAAACAGAUGCAAUGAGAGUUGAAUUGUUUUUUCGCCUACUGUCGUUGUGUGGUUGUUAUUUGUUUCGCCUCUCUCUCAUGAAAUUAUCUAAUAAUUAAAUACACACCACUUCGUUUUCUGUGAUUUAAAAAUGGCUUACAUGUGAU